Molecule: messenger RNA, 3902 nt
Organism: Ornithorhynchus anatinus (platypus)
Lineage: Eukaryota; Metazoa; Chordata; Mammalia; Monotremata; Ornithorhynchidae
Gene: DIAPH1
Product: diaphanous related formin 1
Biological process (GO): actin cytoskeleton organization; actin filament polymerization
Cellular component (GO): actin filament; cytoplasm
Molecular function (GO): microtubule binding; actin binding; small GTPase binding
Source: RefSeq, a predicted model, not a curated record
GUCCCGGGCCGCGGAGGCCGGGACAAGAAGAAGGGCCGGAACCCGGAGGAGCCGCCCGCCGCGGGGGGCGGGGGCGACGGCAGCAAGUCCAAGAAAUUCACACUGAAGCGGCUCAUGGCAGACGAGCUGGAGCGGUUCACAAGCAUCAGGAUGAAGAAGGAGAAGGAAAAGCCCAACGCGGCCCAUCGCAAUUCCUCCGCCUACUACGGAGAGGACCCUGCCGCCCAGUCCCUGCAGGACGUAUCCGACGAGCAGGUGCUAGGCCUCUUUGAACAGAUGCUGGUGGAUAUGAACCUCAACGAAGAGAAGCAGCAACCUCUGAGGGAGAAGGACAUCAUCAUCAAGAGGGAAAUGGUGUCCCAGUACCUGCACACCUCUAAGGCGGGCAUGAACCAGAAGGAGAGUUCCAAGUCCGCCAUCAUGUACAUCCAGGAACUCAAGUCCGGCUUGCGGGACGGGCACCUGCUCGGCUGCCUGGAAUCCCUGCGCGUGUCCCUCAACAACAACCCCGUCAGCUGGGUGCAGUCGUUUGGCUCGGAAGGCCUCGCCCUGCUGCUGGAUAUCCUGAAACGGCUCCACGAUGAGAGAGAGGAGAUCUCCGGGAGCUACGACAGCCGCAACAAGCAUGAGAUCAUUCGCUGCUUGAAGGCCUUCAUGAACAAUACGUACGGGAUCAAGACCAUGCUGGAAAAUAACGAAGGGAUCCUGCUGCUGGUCCGGGCCAUGGACCCGGCCGUCCCCAAUAUGAUGAUAGACGCCGCUAAACUGCUGUCGGCCCUGUGCAUCCUGCCCGAGCCUGAGGACAUGAACGAGCGGGUCCUGGGGGCCCUGACCGAUCGGGCCGAGAUGGAUGACAUGGAGAGGUUCCAGCCCCUCCUGGAAGGACUGAAGAGCGGCACGUCCAUUGCGCUCAAGGUGGGCUGCCUGCAGCUGAUCAACGCCCUCAUCGCUCAAGCAGAAGAACUGGACUUCCGGGUCCACAUCCGCAGUGAGCUGAUGCGGUUGGGGCUGCAGGACGUCCUCAAGGACCUGCGGCUCAUGGAGAACGAAGACAUGAAAGUGCAGCUCAAUGCGUUCGACGAGAUCGGGGAGGAGGAUUCGUACGAUUUGAAGGGCCGCCUGGAAGACAUCCGAAUGGAGAUGGAUGAUUUCGGUGAAGUCUUCCAGAUCCUCCUGAACACCGUGAAGGAUUCCAAGGCUGAGCCCCUCUUCCUCUCCAUCCUGCAACACCUGCUGCUGGUCCGCAACGACUACGAGGCCAGGCCCCAGUACUAUAAGCUGAUUGACGAAUGCGUGUCCCAGAUCGUCCUGCACAAGAACGGAGCCGAUCCCGACUUCAAGUGCCGGCACCUCCAGAUGGACAUCGAGAGUCUCAUAGAUCAAAUGAUCGAUAAGACCAAGGUGGAGAGAAUGGAAGCCAAAGCUGUGGAGCUGGAGAAGAAGCUGGACUCAGAGCUGACGGCCCGGCAUGAGCUCCAGGUGGAAAUGAAAAAGAUGGAGAGCGACUUUGAACAGAAGCUCCAGGACCUGCAGGGGGAGAAGGAAACCUCAGAUGCCGAGAAGCUGCAAGUCACCAGUGAGAAACAGGGCCUGGAGGCCGAGGUGUUGCAGCUGACCGGGGAGGUCGCCAAGCUGUCAAAGGAGUUGGAAGAUGCCAAGAGGGAGAUGGAGUCUCUCGCCGCUAAAAUAUCCGCUGUACCUCCUCCGCCUCCCGAGGUCGACAUCCCCCCGCCUCCUCCCGCUCCCCCCCUGCCUGGGGGCGUCGCCGUCCCCCCACCUCCUCCCCCCCCUCCCCCCCUGCCUGGGGGCGUCGCCGUCCCCCCACCUCCUCCCCCCCCUCCCCCCUUGCCUGGGGGCGUCGCCGUCCCCCCACCUCCUCCCCCCCCUCCCCCCUUGCCUGGGGGCGUCGCCGUCCCCCCACCUCCUCCCCCUCCCCCCUUGCCUGGGGGAAUCACCGUCCCCCCACCUCCUCCCCCUCUUCCCGGAGGUGUUGGCCUUCCUCCCCCUCCCCUACCUGGAGGUGUUGGCCUUCCUCCCCCUCCCCCUCCCCUACCUGGAGGUGUUGGCUGUCCCCCACCCCCUCCACCCCUGCCCGGAGGUGCUGGCAUCCCUCCACCCCCUCCAUUCCCUGGAGGUCCUGGCAUCCCUCCACCCCCUCCAUUCCCUGGGGGUCCUGGCAUCCCUCCACCUCCCCCUGGAAUGGGGCCUCCGCCUCCCCUCCCCCCUGGCUUUGGGGGAGUUCCUGCAGUUCCGGUUCUGCCAUAUGGACUGGCUCCCAAGAAGCUCUACAAGCCAGAGGUGCAGUUGCGGAGGCCAAACUGGUCCAAGUUUGCCGCCGAAGACCUCUCUCAAGACUGCUUCUGGACCAAGGCGAAGGAAGAUCGCUUCGAGAACAACGAACUCUUUGCCAAGUUGACGCUCACCUUCUCCGCGCAGACCAAGACUUCCAAGGCCAAGAAGGAUCAGGAGGGCGGAGAGGAGAAGGCCGUGCAGAAGAAAAAAGUCAAGGAGCUGAAGGUGUUGGAUUCCAAGACAGCUCAGAACCUCUCGAUCUUCCUGGGUUCCUUCCGCAUGGCCUACCAGGAUAAGAACGUGAUCCUGGGAAGUUUAAACGAGGCCGUCCUGACCGAGUCGAUGGUGCAGAACCUGAUCAAGCAGAUGCCGGAGCCCGAGCAGCUGAAGAUGCUGGCGGAGCUGAAGGACGAGUACGACGACCUGGCGGAGUCGGAACAGUUCGGCGUCGUGAUGGGCACGGUGCCCCGCCUGCGGCCCCGCCUCAACGCCAUCCUCUUCAAGCUGCAGUUCGGCGAGCAGGUGGAGAACGUGAAGCCCGAGAUCGUGUCGGUGACGGCGGCCUGCGAGGAAGUGCGCAAGAGUCAGAACUUCUCCAGCCUCCUGGAGCUCACCCUGCUCGUCGGCAACUACAUGAACGCCGGCUCCCGGAACGCCGGCGCCUUCGGCUUCAACAUCAGCUUCCUCUGCAAGCUGCGGGACACCAAGUCCACCGAUCAGAAGAUGACAUUGCUGCAUUUCCUGGUGGAGCUGUGCGAAUCGCAACACCCCGAAGUGCUCGAGUUCCCCAACGAGCUGACCCACGUGGAGAAGGCCAGCCGAGUGUCCGCCGAGAAUUUACAGAAGAACCUGGACCUGAUGAGGAAGCAGAUUUCAGACGUGGAACGCGACAUUGAGAACUUCCCAGCUGCUACCGAUGAGAAGGAUAAGUUUGUGGAGAAGAUGACCGGCUUUGUGAAGGACGCCAAGGAGCAGUACGAGAAGCUGCGGCUGAUGCACUACAACAUGGAGACCCUGUUCAAGGAGCUGGGGGACUACUUCCUCUUCGACCCCAAGAAGAUGACCGUGGAAGAGUUCUUCAUGGACCUGCACAACUUCAAGAACAUGUUUCUGCAAGCCCUCAAGGAGAACCAGAAGCGGCGGGAGACGGAGGAGAAGAUGCGCAGGGCGAAGCUGGCCAAGGAGAAGGCGGAGAAGGAGCGUCUGGAGAAGCAGCAGAAGAGAGCGCAGCUCAUCGACAUGAAUGCAGAGGGCGAAGAGACGGGGGUCAUGGACAGCCUCCUGGAGGCCCUGCAGUCUGGAGCGGCAUUCCGACGGAAGAGGGCACCGCGCCAGGCCAACAGGAAAGCUGGCUGCGCCGUGACUGCCGUCCUGGCCUCAGAGCUGACCCAGGACAGCACCCGGCUGCCCCCGAAAGUGCCCAGGAGUGGCGACGGGCCCCACGGCGGCCUCCGCGACGAAGCCCAGGAACUGGUGGGCUGCGCGAGCUAGGCCCGGGCCCGGCCGCCCAGAGAGCCGAGCCUCAGGGAGGAGCUGGCGGGCGCCGGGGAGGGGGCGGCCCGCUUCCCCGGCGGGCCCCUCCACACGGCGUACGUACCGCUUCGGCAGCG